AUGACAACAGGCGUACUAGAAGCGCUCCAUAUCUACGAUGAGCACAAACGUGCCAUUCUCUCUCAUACCUACAACUCGCGACCUCUAUCAGCAGCCCACCUUCUCCCCCUCUAUCUUAGCGAGCCAGCACCGCGGCCAAAUCUGAUAUAUCUAUCUAACACGAAUCCUCCGACGCUUGUCUUCAGUCUGACCCAUGCGAACCUGUUAUACCUAGCUACCUCUUCUUCGGAAAUCGAGCCCCUCCUCGUCCUCGAGUUCCUACACCGAGUCAUCGAUGCGCUCGAAGAGUUUCUAGGAGCACCUGUACUGGCGCAUAAAAUUGAAGCAAACUACGAUGUCGUGGCUCAGCUCCUGACUGAGAUGUGCGAUGCCGGCACAAUCAGCACCACUGAACCGAACGCCCUCCGAGAUGUGGUCGAGGUGGAAGGCCUGCUGGGCAAAUUCUUCGGGAGUCUCAGUCUCCCCAGCAAGCCGUCAGGACUCGGGCCAAAUUUUGGCAACUCGAGCUCGCCGCCGUUGAUCACACAAAAUGCCCCCGCAUUGCCAUGGAGACGGGCGAAUGUACGGCACACCUCUAACGAAAUUUACGCCGAUGUCGUGGAGACCCUGACGGUCACUCUGGCCCCCUCUGGCCGGCCGAUUGCGGCUUUUGCGAAUGGGACCAUCGCAUGCACUUCCAAGGUCUCUGGUGUCCCAGAUAUCGUCUUGAAUAUUACAGGUCCGUCAGGCAAACACAACAUUGCCACCUUUAUGGAAUUGCCAGUGUUCCACCCUUGCGUGCGGUUAAAUCGUUGGAGGGAGAAUCCUGGAGAGCUCAGCUUCAUCCCCCCAGAUGGCCGCUUUAUCCUUGCUGGGUAUGAGGUAGAUCUGCUACCUUUCACCAACGGCAAGAGCGGCAAUUGGAGCUCGAAUAAUCUCAAACUGCCCGUCAGCAUCGAGGUAAGGACUGGUCUUGGGUCGACCGGCUCCGAAUUCGACAUCCGACUCAAUAUCAACAAGACACUUGGCACUGUUGGCCCGUCAGGUUCAGCUGGCCGAGGAGGGAAUUCUAAACCUGGUACCGUUUCGUCUCCAUCUCUUCACGAUUUGACAGUGUCCGUUCCGCUGCCUUCCGAGGUUAGAAACCUUUCCGAUGUGCGGCCAAGCAAAGGCGACGCGAGUUACAAUCCCGGGGACAAGUUCCUCGAAUGGCAUGUCCCACAAAAGGAGCUAUCAUCAGGGAUCUCCCACUUUAGUCUUAAAGCCACGGUUCAGGGGCCGUUUACCGACGACGGUGAAGACGAUGACCCGAACGGCUUUGGUUUUGGAAAAGACUACUCAUAUGAUGAACCUUACCAGAAUACUCCCGACGCCAAGGCUACGACUAAAACGCAAGGCACCGACGACGAGAAGGAUGCGAAGAAGGCAGCGCAGAAUAAGAUUCUGAUGCCCAGUUCUGCGUCCAUCAGUUUCUCGGUCAAGGGGUGGGUGCCCUCUGGAGUCAAAAUCGACAGCAUUGUCGUUGACCCUAAGAGGAGUCGAGGACUGGGAGAUGGAGUGAAGCCGUACAAGGGUGUCAAGUACUUGACCAUCAGCAAGGGUGCCCGUGUAGCUCACGGCCUUGUGCCCCACACCCAUGACUCGACUCUACGGGUAGCUUCAGCGACGUCACGUCUUGCUCAAUUGUGCUCUGGGAGCAAUGAGUGGCGACACGCCUCAACGGGCAAGAGAUUGCGGCCGCGGACGGCUAUCUUCUUCCCAGGGCAAGGCGUCCAGCGAGUUGGCAUGCUAACUCCCUGGCUCGAAGCAUUUCCGCGCACAGCACAGCCUAUAAUGGAUGAAAUCGACUCAUUACUUGGCUUCAAACUCUCCGACAUAAUACGUGAUGGUCCCUCCAAAGCCCUUACUGCGACGCCGAAUGCUCAACCGGCCAUAAUGGCAACCAGUAUCCUAAUUCUACGAAUACUGGAACGCGAAUUUGACUUCAAAGUAGCAGAGCGUAUUGACGUCUCGUUGGGUCAUUCUCUGGGCGAAUUCGCCGCUCUGGUCGCCGCUGGUGUGCUGACGUUCGAGGACGCGCUGUACAUGGUGCGGAGGCGGGCAGAAAGCAUGGCCGAGGCCACACGCGGCGCUAAGGACAAGUGGGGUGGCGAGUACGGCAUGGUUGCUAUUAUUACCGAACCGGGAUACUUGGAAUCGCUCAUCGAAGCCAUCGACGACUUCGUCGGUUACCGUAGCGCCGGGGCGCGGAGUGAUCACGCCGAGCACGUGCAACCCAUCGACCAGGUGCUGAUUGCGAACAUUAACUCGAAGAACCAGAUCGUGGUGUCUGGCAACUUGGCCAAGAUUAAUGAGUUGAUCACGCAUGUUCGCCAAUUUCUAGGGCAUGAUCCAAGGGCUGUGCCGCUGAGGAGCGACAGUCCAUUUCAUAGCCCCAUUAUGCGGCCUGCUGUUGCCGUGAUGCGCGAGCUGUUAGCUGGUAAGAGCCGAGUGAAGGGUCGCGAGGAUAUGGAUGUGGUUACAAAUCUUGGGGUAGUGCCUUGUGUGAGUAAUGUGACUGCGCGGCCGUUCGGUAGUAAGGAAGAAGUGAAGGAUUUGCUGGCCCGACAAUGUCUCGAGACGGUGAAGUGGUGGGAUAGUAUCAAGUAUCUGGAUCAAGAAGAGAAGGUUAGACGGUGGAUUGGGAUUGGUCCGGGCAAGGUCGGCAGGAAUCUUGUGGGCAAGGAGGUGGGCAUGAAAGGUAUGAGCGAGGUUAAAGGCGGGGGCGUAUGGGCUAUUACUGAUCCGUCUGAGAUUGAGGAGGUGUUGAGCGGGCUUGAGAAGACGGAAUCAUUAACUGAAGAGGAGGAACCGUAA
Messenger RNA from Pseudomassariella vexata, 2835 nucleotides. RefSeq names its product Adaptor complexes medium subunit family-domain-containing protein. The record is from RefSeq and is a predicted model, not a curated record. Gene Ontology annotation, molecular function: [acyl-carrier-protein] S-malonyltransferase activity. The transcript has 4 exons. Gene Ontology annotation, cellular component: mitochondrion; clathrin adaptor complex. Bases 1 to 2835 code for a protein of 944 amino acids. NCBI's taxonomy places the organism in Eukaryota, Fungi, Ascomycota, Sordariomycetes, Amphisphaeriales, Pseudomassariaceae. Gene Ontology annotation, biological process: fatty acid biosynthetic process; intracellular protein transport; vesicle-mediated transport.